Molecule: messenger RNA, 2529 nt
Organism: Propithecus coquereli (Coquerel's sifaka)
Lineage: Eukaryota; Metazoa; Chordata; Mammalia; Primates; Indriidae
Gene: RIOX1
Product: chromosome unknown open reading frame, human C14orf169
Exons: 1
Coding region: 143-2071 (642 amino acids)
Cellular component (GO): nucleolus
Molecular function (GO): histone H3K4 demethylase activity; histone H3K36 demethylase activity
Source: RefSeq, a predicted model, not a curated record
GGAGGAGCCCAGUGGAAGGACGGUGGGCGUGGCCAGCCCGGAGCGGCUAGAGGCCGCGCCCCCUUCCCAAGGUGCACCGCAGCCGCUGCCAGCGUGAGUCUCUUCCUUGUCGGCCCCCGCGGGCUCGGAGGACUGUCCGGCCAUGGAUGGGCUCCGGGCUAGUGCAGGGCUGUUGCGGCGCGGGCGCCCGAGGCGCCGGCGCCAGCCCCAGCCACACAGCGGAUCGGUCCUGGCCCUACCCUCGAGGCCCAGGAAGAUACGGAGGCAGCUGAGAAGAAGUGUUGCGUCCCGCAUGGCAGCGCUGAGGGCCCAGACGCUGCCGAGCGAAGACUCGGAGGACUCGAGGGUGGAGUCCACGGCCGAAGAUCUGGGGGACUCUCUGCCUGGCGGGGCAGCAGCGGCGGCGGCCGCCAUCCCGGACGCGGCCCGGCGAGAGCCUUACGGCCACCUGGGGCCUGCAGAGCUGCUGGAGGCCGCGCCCGCCACGCGCUCCCUGCAGACCCCGCCGGCGCGCCUGGCGCCCGCUUCGGCGCCGCCCGUGCGCCUGGUAGAGGUGCCCGCUGCGCCGGCGCGCGUGGUGGAGAACUCGGCUUUGCUCUGCACAGCCCAGCACUUGGCGGCCGCCCCACAUUCCGGGGCCCCUGCGAUGCUGUCGGGGCCGGAGGUGGAUAGCACGGGUGGGGAGCUGUCCUGCGACUCCCCCCUGCAGAGCGUCUUGGCGGAGCUGAACCGCAUCCCCAGCAGCCGGCGGCGAGCGGCACGCCUCUUUGAGUGGCUCAUCGCGCCGAUGCCGCCGGAUCAUUUCUACCGGCGCCUAUGGGAGCGGGAGGCGGUGCUGGUGCGGCGGCAGGACCGCACCUACUACCAGGGCCUUUUCUCUACCGCCGACCUGGACUCGAUGCUGCGCAACGAGGAGGUGCAGUUCGGGCAGCACUUGGACGCCGCACGCUACAUCAACGGACGGCGCGAGACCCUGAACCCGCCGGGUCGCGCACUGCCGGCCGCUGCGUGGUCCCUGUACCAGGCCGGCUGCUCCCUGCGCCUCCUCUGUCCGCAAGCUUUCUCGACCACUGUGUGGCAGCUUUUGGCUGUGCUCCAGGAGCAGUUUGGAAGCAUGGCAGGCUCCAACGUUUACCUCACGCCCCCCAACUCGCAGGGCUUUGCCCCCCACUACGACGACAUCGAAGCUUUCGUGCUGCAGCUGGAAGGUAGGAAACUCUGGCGUGUCUACCGACCCCGGGUCCCAACUGAGGAACUGGCCCUGACAUCUAGCCCCAACUUCAGUCAGGACGACCUCGGUGAGCCGGUGCUGCAGACCGUGCUGGAACCUGGAGAUUUGCUCUAUUUUCCUCGGGGCUUCAUUCACCAAGCCGAAUGCCAGGAUGGAGUCCACUCUCUGCACCUCACCUUGUCAACUUACCAGCGCAAUACCUGGGGUGACUUCCUAGAGGCUGUACUGCCUCUAGCUGUGCAGGCUGCGAUGGAAGAAAAUGUGGAGUUUCGGAGGGGUCUUCCCCGAGACUUUAUGGAUUACAUGGGGGCCCAGCAUUCUGAUUCUAAGGAUCCGCGAAGAACCGCUUUCAUGGAGAAGGUCCGGGUCUUAGUUGCCCGGCUGGGACACUUUGCUCCUGUGGAUGCUGUGGCUGACCAGCGAGCCAAAGACUUCAUCCAUGAUUCUCUGCCCCCUGUUUUGACUGAUAGGGAGAGGGCACUAAGUGUUUACGGGCUCCCAAUUCGCUGGGAGGUUGGAGAACCCGUAAAUGUGGGGGCCCAGUUGACAACAGAAACAGAAGUCCACAUGCUUCAGGAUGGGAUAGCUCGUCUGGUGGGUGAGGGAGGCCAUUUGUUUCUCUAUUACACAGUGGAAAACUCACGCGUUUAUCAUCUGGAAGAGCCCAAGUGCUUAGAAAUAUACCCCCAGCAAGCUGAUGCCAUGGAACUCUUGCUUCGCUCCUACCCAGAGUUUGUGAGAGUAGGGGACCUGCCCUGUGACAGUGUGGAGGACCAACUUUCCUUGGCAACCAUGUUGUAUGAUAAAGGGCUGCUGCUAACCAAGAUGCCUCUAACCUAAACUACUUUCUUGUUAAUUGCUGGAAACAAGGCAGUAGUGAUUCUUCCCUAGCACUGCCACUUUUUUUUUUAAAUUCAUGUUCUUACCUUGAUAAUCAUCAGUGUGCUCACAUUUACCUUUAUGACUGCUUCAAUGUCACAAACCUCAGACGGUCUUCUAGGAAGAACCACCUCAUCUAGGUACAAAUGUAAAAGCAGACAUUGGAGGUGGAAAAGUAACCUUGAUCCCUGAUCAUUUCAGAGCACCAGCUUCAUCACCCUUAGGCUUCAGUGUACUGUGUAGCACUGGUCAUGUCAUUCUGCUUGAGACUUAGAAGUUUUUAUUUGGAAUUUGCAUCUUUCAUUUGAGUUUUCUUUCACCAGUUUGGGGGGAGGGUUGGAGUCAAUAUCCUGUUUGUUAUUAACUUUGUAAAAUGGACGUUAGAAAAGUUAUUAAAGUGCCAAAGACUGUUUCCCUUU